This is a messenger RNA of Ipomoea nil (Japanese morning glory), 408 nucleotides long. RefSeq names its product 1-aminocyclopropane-1-carboxylate synthase 3-like. Lineage: Eukaryota; Viridiplantae; Streptophyta; Magnoliopsida; Solanales; Convolvulaceae. Gene Ontology annotation, biological process: amino acid metabolic process; biosynthetic process. The transcript has a single exon. Bases 1 to 408 code for a protein of 135 amino acids. Gene Ontology annotation, molecular function: pyridoxal phosphate binding; transaminase activity. The record is from RefSeq and is a predicted model, not a curated record.
AUGAAAUUCACGGAAAACUACGUAGAGGAGAGUGGGAGAAGACUGAAGAAAAGGAUAGAAACCAUCGUUUCAUGGCUCGACGGUUUCGGUAUUCGGUGUUUGGAGGGAAAUGCGGGAUUGUUUUGCUGGGUGGACAUGAGGCAUUUGCUGAGCUUCAACACCUUUGAAGCAGAAAUGGAGAUUUGGAUGAAAAUACUGUGUGAUGCUGGGCCGAAUGUCUCCCUCGGAGCCUCUUUUCAUUGCAGCGAACCCGGUUGGUUCCGCGUCUAUUUCGCCAACAUGUCGGAAGAAGCCUUGGUUGCGGCGAUGCGGCGGAUUAAUGCGUUUGUGAGUUCCGUGGUCGGCGUCGGAGAAGAUUGCCGGAAUAUUCAUCCUGGGAAUGAAGAGGUCACUUGUAUGCAGUAUUGA